This is a messenger RNA of Jatropha curcas, 2061 nucleotides long. RefSeq names its product LOW protein: PPR containing protein. Lineage: Eukaryota; Viridiplantae; Streptophyta; Magnoliopsida; Malpighiales; Euphorbiaceae. Gene Ontology annotation, molecular function: protein binding; mRNA binding. The record is from RefSeq and is a predicted model, not a curated record.
GUCGUUAUUAUUAAACGGAUUUAACGGUAAAUUCUCCACCAUAGGAACGUAUCUCCCGCCUCUUUCUAUUUCCUCUAGAAUCAGCUCUUGGGCAUCUCACAGAAAUCAAACCCUAACCUCUAAUUUGUCACUCCACCCUUUGCAAUGCAAUUGCACACUCUUUCCUUUACAAACCUUUGCUGGACAUAUUCGAUUUCGGUACCACUCACAACCCAUUCGACAAAAAUCCUCAAAGAACCCAACUUUCGAUCAAACGCACCAUUUCUCACUGUCCAGUCAGCGAAAUUGCUUCCUGACUUGGUCUAUGAGGGUUAUCAGAGAAAACGCGAGAAGGAAUUAUCUCGGUUUUUGAGAACAGAUGCUGCUAUAAAAAAUAUAGACAACAAAACCCACUCCCAGAAGUAUAAAAAGCUUUGGCCUAGAGCUGUUUUGGAAGCUCUUGAUGUUGCAAUAAGAGAGAAUCAAUGGAGAUAUGCUCUUAAGAUAUUUGGGCUUCUUCGUAAGCAACUGUGGUAUGAGCCAAGAUGGAAAACAUACACAAAGUUAUUGAUGAUGCUUGGCAGAUGCAAGCAAACUUGGGAGGCUCGCUUGCUUUUUAGGAGCAUGAAAUCAGAAGGCCUCCAACCCACUGUUGAAGUUUACACUGCUCUUGUAAGUGCUUAUGGAGAAAGUGGGCAAUUUGACAAGGCAUUUUCUACUGUUGAUGAGAUGAAGACAGUCUCUGACUGCAGACCAGAUGUUUAUACAUAUUCUGUCCUUAUACAAUGUUGUAUUAAACACUAUCGUUUUGAUCUGAUUGGAAGAAUUCUUGCUGAGAUGUCUUAUCUGGGAGUUGAAUGCAACACCAUUACAUUCAACAUUAUUAUCGAGGGAUAUGGGAAGGCUGAGAUGUUUGAAAAAAUGGAGAACUCAUUGACAGAUAUGGUUGAAAGUGGCAGCUCCAUUCCAGAUACUUCCACAUUGAAUUCUGUCAUUGGGGCCUAUGGUAAUAGUGGACAGAUUGAGAAGAUGGAAAAGUGGUAUUCUGAGUUUCAGCUGAUGGGAAUACACCCAGACAUCCAGACAUUUAAUAUCCUGAUGACUUCUUAUGGGAAAGCAGGCAUGCACAAGAAGAUAAAGUCUAUCUUAAAAUUUAUGGAGGAAAGGUUCUUCACUCCAACUAUUGUUACUUAUAAUAUUAUUAUUGAAGCAUUUGGAAGGGUUGGUGAUAUUGAGAAGAUGGAUGAGUACUUCGAAACAAUGAAACACCAAGGAGUGAAGCCUAAUGCUAUUACCUACUGUUCUCUUGUUCGUGCUUACAGCAAAGCUGGGCUUAUGACAAAGGUUGAUUCCAUUUUGAGACAGGUAGUGAACUCCGAUGUGGUAUUAGAUACCCCUUUCUUUAACUGCAUCAUCAGUGCCUAUGGUCUGGCUGGUGAUAUAGAAACUAUGACUGAGUUGUUUCUGGCAAUGGAGGAAAGGAAAUGCAAGCCUAAUAAUAUCACUUUUGAAACCUUGAUCAGAGCCUUUAAGGCCCAAGGAAUGACUGAAGUUGCUCAACAAUUCGAAAACAAGAUUCUUGCAGCAAAGGAAAAUUCAGGUAGGAGGCGUUAUUAUGUUUACUCAAGUAGAAGGAUGAUUGAAGCCUAGCACUUGCAUUAUCACAAUAAAGGUGAAAAUCAAACCUUCAAAUGACAACAGUUCAAAUAGCUGAGAUGAGAACUUGGAAAGCAAUUUUCAUUACUUGUGGCCACUUUUGUCGCUGGUAAGACCAGGGCGGAAGUUGCAUGAGCUGAGGUACUUUGAUCAGAGAUGCUCAAGAUGUGUUGUUACUUGAUAGAGGAAUUAUCAGCUAGGACAGGAAUUAUUCAAAUCCGAUAGAAAUGAGUCGGUUUAGCUCGGUUUUCAGUUAAAAACUGAGAAUUGUCACCACUACUUGGAUUCAUGUCUAACUUGUACCUAACCGAACAUAUUUAUGACUCAUAGGUUCGUGCAUUUGUUAAAUUGGGUUGGGUCAAAAAUCAUUAGCCCAUUGAUAUGGAUUGAAUACUUUAAAUCAACUAAUUUUUUUUUUCAACAUUA